CUUAUCUAACAUCAUACUUGAGUAUUUAAUAUGCCGAAAAUAUAAUUGAGUUCCUAACGAAUUCCUUUUAAGAUAAUAAUGAUUCGAAACUCAAUGCAGAUAUUUUUUCUUUAGCCUUGUGUUAUUUUUAAACACUUGUGAACGAAUUGUUCAAAAUGUAUAAACAAAUACCUAAUAACCACAUUUCCUUCUUGUUGAGAAACACGAAGAUAUAUUGUUUUCAAUGCAUAAAAGCACUUUCUACACGCCCUGAAAGCCAGCCUGUAUCAAACCAUGGUCCUUGGAACUUGUACUCAGAUAAAGUAUCAAAAGGGUUAUUGAGUCAAGAUUCUCAUCAAGAGGAAGUAGUGCGACACCUUCAAAAAGUAUACAAUGAAGUUUCAUCAUUCAAAAGGCCACAAAUCAAAGCCAGGUUUGGUGAAUCCUUCUUUAACUUCUUUAGUAAAUCUGAGCCUUAUAAAAUGGAGGCACCAAAGGGAUUGUACAUAUAUGGAAGUGUCGGCGGAGGAAAAACAAUGUUGAUGGAUUUAUUCUAUGAAACUGUACCUAUAAAGGAGAAAUUGAGGGUCCAUUUUAAUUCUUUCAUGCUCAAUGUUCACGCUAGAAUACAUGAGCUCAAAAUUAAAUCUGGUAAAGGUGCUAGUUCGUUCCGAGAUGAGGGCAAACCCUUUGACCCUAUACCACCAGUAGCUGCAGAUAUUACACAGGAGUCCUGGCUUAUAUGUUUUGAUGAAUUUCAAGUGACAGAUAUUGGUGAUGCUAUGGUUUUAAAACGUCUGUUUACCCAACUGUUUGACAAUGGUUGUGUUGUUAUAGCAACCAGCAACCGAAAACCUGACGAUCUUUACAAAAACGGACUGCAAAGAGCAAAUUUUGUACCAUUCAUUCCCAUCCUGAAAGCACAUUGUGAUGUCAUUCAAUUGGACUCUGGCAUAGAUUAUAGAGUGAGAGGAUCAGGGAGUAAAUAUGGUAAAUAUUUUCUUAACCAUGAACUCACACCAGACAAUAGUGGCGUGGAUACGCUUUUUAAAUUCCUCAUAUCAAAAGAAAAUGACACAGUUAGAGUUCGCGUUAUUAACAUUUUUGGAAGAAAUGUCAAAUUUGCAAAAACCUGUGGAGGAGUGUUAGAUUCAACAUUUGACGAACUUUGUGAUAGACCGCUCGGUGCAAGUGAUUAUUUAGUCAUAUCAAAAACAUUUCAUACGGUAUUUAUAAGAAAUAUACCGCGAUUAUCUAUUGUAACACAAAGAUCUCAGAUAAGAAGAUUUAUAACCCUGAUUGAUACUUUAUAUGACAACAGAGUCCGAGUUGUUAUGGCUGCAGAUAGUGAUCCCAAAAACUUGUUCAAAGUGGAUGAUGCAAAAGACGGUUAUGGUGAUGCCGACCGAGCAUUGAUGGACGACUUAAAAAUAACAAAAGAUUCUGAAGAUGCAAAUGCUGCUAUUUUCACUGGUGAGGAGGAAAUGUUUGCUUGUGACAGAUGUUUGUCACGAAUUAUGGAGAUGCAGUCAGAUGAGUAUUGGGAGAAAUGGGGACAGCAUCUAAGUUAAUUCUUAAAGUCGUUAAAAUAACAAUGUUGCUGCCCAUAAUAUGUUCAAUAUUAAAUACCUAAAGGAUUUUGAAAUACCAUUCAAAAUUAGAACAUUAUAUAUUUAUCAUUGAUUCAUAGUUAACAGUCAGAGAUAAUGAAGUCAAUAAUAAGUUAUGUAUGUGGUGUACCAUUAUGAAAAAUAUUUAUAGAAUACAGAAUACAUGCCGAUAAUUUUA
Molecule: messenger RNA, 1767 nt
Organism: Aricia agestis (brown argus)
Lineage: Eukaryota; Metazoa; Arthropoda; Insecta; Lepidoptera; Lycaenidae
Product: putative ATPase N2B
Exons: 7
Coding region: 156-1550 (464 amino acids)
Cellular component (GO): mitochondrion; cytoplasm
Molecular function (GO): ATP binding; ATP hydrolysis activity
Source: RefSeq, a predicted model, not a curated record